Molecule: messenger RNA, 2307 nt
Organism: Cladophialophora yegresii CBS 114405
Lineage: Eukaryota; Fungi; Ascomycota; Eurotiomycetes; Chaetothyriales; Herpotrichiellaceae
Exons: 3
Coding region: 1-2307 (768 amino acids)
Cellular component (GO): mRNA cleavage and polyadenylation specificity factor complex
Source: RefSeq, a predicted model, not a curated record
AUGGCUGGUGUAGCCGCUUCGGCGGCGGCGAUGAUCCCGCAACUCGAAGCGGCGCGUAAACUCGCUUUGGGCGAUCCUCAAGUAUACAAUCAAGUCCUCCCUGGCAUCUUACCCAUCAUCGGUCCCUCUGGCCAUGUUGAGGUUCGAAGAUGGGGCGCCGAGUUCCUCGCCGAAGCCUUCGCCAGCCCUUCUCUGCCGAACACACAAAAAGAGCAACUCUCGUCAGAUGUACUACCCACGCUUCGAGCCAUGUUGGAAACGCCGGGGGAGGAUGCCGCAGUCACAAAGAGUGCAGUUCAAGCUGCUGCUAGUUUAUACCCGCUGGUUUUCAGACGAGUAAUUUCACAUCCUACAGAGUCUACAAUAUGGCAGGAAAUGAGCCGGAUAAAGUUGAACAUUCUCCAGCGGAUGGACUCUGCCCCCAUAGCAGUCCGGAUCUGCUGCGUCAAAUUUGUCCAGAAAGUCGUCCAAGUAGAGACUCCUGGUCUGAUAUCAGACCCACGGCGUCCUGAGCAGAAUGAGACCUCGAUUGCGCUUGUCCCACGAAACCAUCCGUUGUUACAGCUCCCCAAUCUCGAGGCAGAAGCGUCCGGUCUGCUGGACAGGUUGUUGAGCGUGUUCCAGGAAAAUUCGAUGGAUCCCAUAUUGGUCGAUGCCACCCUCAACUGUGUGGCCAUCCUCAUCAGGAGUCGGCCUUCCAUAUCUACCAAGAUUGUCUCUGCCAUCCUCAAUUUCAACCCAAUGAAACAGGCAAAUGCUCCCAUGACACCUCGAAAUAUGGUCAUUGUGAGAUCAAUGGAACGAACGACAAGGGCUUUAAUGCGGUGGGCUUUGAGGGCAGUUCCCAAUCACCCGAUGGAACAAAAGAUCCAAGGGUACCUCAUGCGUCUGCAGCAAUCUCGUACCGCGUUCUUCUCUGAAUCCACAGCCCAGAAACGCCCGGCGGAACCUACUGAUGGUCUGGACGAUGCGAAAAGGCAGAGACUGAUGGGGGCAACCCGAAAAUAUCCACCCAUGCCACCUCCGCCAAACACCUUUUCUCAUCUAUUCACCCUCACCGAAGAUACCAGCCUCCAGCAAUUUGAUGUCACGCUCCUCCCGGCCGACAUUGUCAGCACCGUGACCACUGUCUUGCUGCAACAUGUGGAUGCGGCUUCUUUAGAUGAUGCAAUCAAUGCUAUUCGACAAAGGUAUGCCCAUCUACAGAAAAUGACCCAGACGACCCGCGUUCCGGAAGUGCCACUGCUAGGCCCGACCGGUAUUGAUGACGAAGACGACUACGACCCCGAACUAGCUGCUACUUCAGAUCAUGCACUUUCUCAAACCACGGAGAAAGCACUAGAAGAGCUUGCACAGCCCGCGAUCGAGUUAGGGCCAUUUGAGCUGCCUAAGCCACCUCCUUUGAGUAGCGUCGAAGUCGCCACUUUGGCAGACCAGACCAUUGGCCAUGUCUUUCAACUGGUUGCUUCUCUGGAUGCGGCUGGACAGGCUCAUGCGAAGCAGAAGUCAGGUUUGAAUCGCAUAGCUGCUAGCUCCAACGACCGGGAUUCCUGGGCGACAAUCCUCAUGCGGCUCGCAACCAGGGCACCAUCAGGCCUAGAUGAUCUCGCCGGCGUCUUGACCGACGAGGAGGUAGAGACGGCCAGCAACCAACUCAUAAAGCAAGAGAAUGCCGACGAGCCAGCAAACGUCGCCAAUCGGAUCCGUCAAACACUAUUCAUGUACGUCCUUGAAGAUUUCCGACCGCGUCUUAACAUGGCCAUUUCAUGGCUCACCGAAGAAUGGUACUCGGACAAGCUGGCCGCAAAGCUACACCCCGAGCUGGGUCAUCUACCAAAUUACAGCCGUUGGGUGAAUCGGCUGGUCGAUCGUCUCCUCCCUUAUCUCGACGCCCGCGACAAAAACCUUUUGAUUCGCUUCCUUUCCGAGAUUCCCAGCAUUGAUCGUGAAGUUCUUGACAGGGUCAAGACACUGGCUAGAGAUCCUGAAAGGAUCAGCAUGUGUAUUCUUGCAAUGCAAUACCUCCUCAUGAUGCGGCCGCCUGUCCGAGACGCGGUGCUGGACACCAUUGAAAGCAUAUGGCACGAGGGAGAUGAGCAGGUCAAGCAGGCGACCAUCAAAGUGCUUAACAAAUGGCGGCCGGGGUUUUUAGAAAGAGCAGCGAAAAAGGAAGAGGAGGUCAAAGACGAGAGCAAGCCCAGUUUGAAUGGGUUGAAGAGUCCUCCUAUCGAGGCUUUUCCUGGACAGAUGGAUCCAACGAGCAAUGAUCCGAGGCGGAGAAAGCAAAUGGCUGCUGCGACUGGAUAA